Molecule: messenger RNA, 291 nt
Organism: Staurois parvus
Lineage: Eukaryota; Metazoa; Chordata; Amphibia; Anura; Ranidae
Source: the annotation of a GenBank genome assembly
CAGGGGCAUAUUUACCACAAGGCAAACAAGGCAUUUGCCUAGGGUGGCAUUUUUUUAGGGGGGCAGCACUGCCCCCUGGAAGAAAGGGCAUAUGCUGCAUGGGGACCGGGUGGGAUCCGAGAGAGGCUGCGGGCUGAUUGAUGGUGUAUGCAGAGCCUGAUUGUCGUUCCCGGGGGUGUCUGGAGCUGUGAAGGUGAGUGUCUUUCUCUCUGUUGCUGGGGGAAGGGGGCGGUGGUGGGGUUGGGGUGGGGGGGCUGGUGUUGGUCGGUGUCAGGCUCUCUCCACUGGGGA